Molecule: messenger RNA, 2748 nt
Organism: Perca flavescens (yellow perch)
Lineage: Eukaryota; Metazoa; Chordata; Actinopteri; Perciformes; Percidae
Gene: gpr160
Product: G protein-coupled receptor 160
Exons: 5
Cellular component (GO): signaling receptor complex; plasma membrane
Source: RefSeq, a predicted model, not a curated record
GUUGUUGUUGGUAUUUUCUAUAUGUAGCUGCUGUUGUGCGUUUCUAAAUCAUUUCUGCAUUUCCUCAAUGUUAUAACAUUUUAGAGGACUAACAGGCUAGAGUAGGCGCCCUGUCUCAUACGAUUCCAUUAUAGAAUGUAGUGAGUCUAUGGAAAAAGAUGAAUAAAGCAAAACAACUGUCGGGGGCAAUAACUAGAUGGUGAAAGCCAGGUAACAGGUGUGAGGAUGGUGGAUCAGGAAAGACAGGGGAAGGCAACAGUGGAGAAGAACACAGGCAAGGAGUGAAUGAGACAGCCAUGAGGUCGGCGAUGGCAUCACGUAGAAAUGAGACCAGUGAUGACAUCAGGUGCACUGAAGCUGGAUAUUUGGGUGACAGAGACAGACAUACAGUGCUGCUUUCAACAUCAGAUGAAUUCAUUCACACAGAGUCUUUUGUGUUCUGGUCUGGGUUGUCAGAGCUCCCGAUGAUGUCAAAGGGUGACCGGCCUGCCAUCAUCUCAAACAUCAGCGCGCCCACCAGUCCACACUAAACCCUGAGUGCAUACAGUGAGUUCAUUAUUAGGAUAUCACUUUCACUGUGAUAGUUAGUAUCUCACUGUCUAUACUGUGUAUUGGCUCCAUUUCCUGGUUGGGAUUAUUGAUACUGCAAACUGUGAAUAAGCAUGUUUUACUGGGUUUGACAGUUAAAUCAGUUGCAGAAGGGAAAAAUGUAAACAUGGUUGGGGAAGCUUGAAGGCUCUAUUAAAUACUUAGUUAAUCUUUUGGUUAUUAUUUAAACUGCCUUGACUUCAAACACCUGUGCCGAUGAGACACUUGAGUUUUCUGCUGCAAGGAAGAAGGUUUUAAAAAAGGAAAAGAAGAGCCUGGUGGUUACUAUGGGACACUGUCUCCAUGCAGACACAUGACAUGUUUAAAUAAGGUAUGAGCAGUAGAAAAAAAAACGUUUUCUUUAUUUUAAAGAAAAUUCCACUGUGAGUUUGUUUUUUGUAAUUUCCAUACAGUCAAAGCUGAAAAGAAAUCAUAAGGUAUGUCAUAUAAGUCAUCUAUUUUAUUUAAUAGCCCUGAAAACAUAUUCUUACUACAGUAUGAGUGAUAAGUUAAUAUAUAAGUUAAUGUUGGACUGUCUAACAUUAACUUGUAUUUUCUGCCGGACACAAACAAAUAAAUGCUAAAAUGCUGUUUCCCCCCUGCAACAGUCUCCGUAGUGACCCACAGUUCCUGGUGCACUUCUGGUUAAAAAGUCUUUCAGAGUGCACACCAUGAAUAUCUCCAUCCCCUCCAUCCUGCUCGGUCUGGGAGGAAAAUGUCUGCUCAACUGGGCCCUGGUGUUUCUCCAGAGGAACCACAUCUGCAAAAACUUCCUGGGGGUUUUCAGCGUUUCCCUCGCUGUCGUCGACUCAAUCCUGACCCUCUUUGUCACCACCCUUUGAGUCCACGCUGAUGAAUACGCCCUACUCCUGGGCUUGAAGCUGACCAGGUACCAUGUAUGUUUGCUGGUUCAAAUCCUUGGACAAGUCUACAGUGCUGUGCAGUGGCCUGUUGUAGUCGUGGCCGGUUUGGACCAUUUCUUCACGGUCACUCGAAGGUUGCAACCCACCACCGCCAGAGCCAGGUGGAUUGUCUGCUUAUUAGUGACUGGCUUCCUGUGGUACCUCACUGCUCUCUACGUCUUCCUGCUGUCUGACUUCAUUCCUGUCAUGGAGGACGUGUCUCACUACCAGAUACACCAGUGCUGGGUCUUCCACACCACUCAGAUCCUGCAGGUUGCCAUGUUUCUCCUCCUGACUCUGGGCUGUGCAGCGUUGCAUGCUGGGUGCAGCACACGAUCAUUAAAAAAUCCUCCUCUGAGAGACCAAAUUACAGAGAGCGCUCACUCCAGAAGAAGUGUUGUUCACCAAGCCCUGCAUAUAUUUCUGAACACAUGGGCUUUAUUCCUUGGUUUUCUGGCUGCGCUCCUCCUGCUACCUGUGGGAAUACCUGCAUACCUGGGUCUGAACAUUGCCUGGCUCUGCUUCCUCAACAGCCUUCUGAUAACAGUCGUUUUAUGUGCAGUCUGUCCAAGCUCGCAGCUAGCACAGGGCCUGGCAGCAGUUCCUCCCGACAGCUUCUGUGAGUGGAGAUUUAAAUUUAGCCUGGCUGCAGAGGACAGAACAUGACUGCUCAACGCAACUAAGCAAGUGAAAACAGGCUUUGUGUUAGACGAAGUGGAAUUGGCUGCUGAGACUUCAAUGUCUUUUCGAAAGAAAGUAAUUUGUAUUUCUAAAGUUGGGUAGCCAAGGUAGCAGCACGGCUUUACGCAUGGCAUGUUCAGGUCAGUCAGUCCACCACUUUGGCCCAGACCAAAAUAUCUCACCAACUAUUGGAUGGAUUGCCAUGAAGCUUGGUGCUGACAUUCAGUGUCCUAGGUGAAUAAACCCUAUUGCAUUGACAUUUGUGGUUUUGAGUGAAAUGUAUGAACAACUAUUAAACAUAUUGAUUCAAGGAUGAAUUGUAAUAAGUUUGGUGAAAGAAUUGUUCCUCUCACUUGAAACUGAUGUUGGUUUCAGCAGGAGCCCAUUUGGUGUCAGGUGUGCUGUGGCCUGUCUGUGUUGAUGCUGACAAGUUGCACAGUUGGGUGCAGCUAGCUAAAUGUUAAAUACACUUAUUAAAUGAUUACUCUAAAAUAAAAAAAUACAAUGAAAAAUCAGUUUGGGAAAAAAUUAAAUGAUGAAAUAGUUUCAGCUCUACACGUUACAAAUUUAGCCAGGA